AUGGCCGUGUUAACGCAUCUACUCGGCCUUGGCCUUGGCCUCAUCCAGCUCGCCGCCGCCGUAGGCAUUGACGACAGCCUGCCAUCGUAUCAUUACGGUGCUCCUAUCCAGGUCGAGUGCAUGAACCGCAGCUCAGACACGGGCGAACACCUCGAAGACGCGAAUCACCAGCUCAUCUGGAUCCCGUUCCCCGAAUGCAGCGAGACGGGCAAGCCGCUCGAGUUCGCCUACGGCAUCGAAAGCGAGGUCAACUGCACGAUCCCCAUGAUCGACGACCCCUUCUUCCACCUCCUCGAGUUCUACAUCCACAACGACGCGCCGCUCUCGUGCCGGCUCCCCUCGCGGCCGGCGCCCCACGUCGAGAUUGCGGGCCAGAAGCCGCCGGAGCGCGAGUACGUGCCGCUCGUCUUCGCGCUCGCCGGCACCCUCCAGCUGUCGCACCUGCACAUCAGCACGCACCUCAACGUGCUCCUGCACUCGGUGCCCAAGCACCACAUCCACCCGCACGACUCGGGCGUCCUCGACUCGGGCGCCGCCUACAGCACGAGCCCGCUGAGCCACAUGCAGGGCACCGCCUCGAAGCGCCUCGUCAUCGGCGACCCCCUGCCGCUCUCCUUCUCCGUCCGCUGGUUCCCGACGCCAGCGCUGCCCAAGACGGAGGGCACCGUCGAGUGGCAGGGCAUGGGCGGCCACAUUUACGCGAGUACCGUCUUCUACAGCAUUGUCAGCUUCGGCGCCGGCGUCACCGUGGCCGGCGCCUACUUCCUCGGCGUCGUGCUGCCCAAAAGGCUGAAGAACAGGACCCUCGGCGGCGCGACGCCGCUGGGCUACGGUGUCAACGGCGUUGGCGUCGGGAACGGAUGGGGGUACUCGAAGGCUUCGAAGCGUCUCGACUGA
Messenger RNA from Verticillium dahliae VdLs.17, 897 nucleotides. RefSeq lists its product as uncharacterized. The transcript is spliced from 2 exons. NCBI's taxonomy places the organism in Eukaryota, Fungi, Ascomycota, Sordariomycetes, Glomerellales, Plectosphaerellaceae. The coding region runs from base 1 to 897 and encodes 298 amino acids. The record is from RefSeq and is a predicted model, not a curated record.